Molecule: messenger RNA, 1097 nt
Organism: Phoenix dactylifera (date palm)
Lineage: Eukaryota; Viridiplantae; Streptophyta; Magnoliopsida; Arecales; Arecaceae
Product: MYB31 transcription factor31
Source: RefSeq, a predicted model, not a curated record
CCUACUUGCAGCCACUCCCCUUGUAACCUUUUCUCGCCAACUAGCGUCAAGAAGACCUCCCUCCCAAACGGCCACCCCUUUUGGCCGGAGUCAAACGCCUAUAAAUCCCCAUCGCCCUUUCCAAGAGGGAGCUUGCAGUGCCCACAAAAGAGUGGGAAGAGAGAGAGAGAGAAGAAAGUUGGAAAAGAAUAAGCACUAAAGAGUCAUGGGGAGGUCUCCAUGCUGCGAGAAAGCCCAUACCAACAAGGGGGCAUGGACUAAGGAGGAGGAUCAGCGCCUCAUCGCCCACAUCCGAGCCCAUGGUGAGGGUUGCUGGCGCUCGCUCCCCAAGGCGGCCGGCCUCCUCCGCUGCGGCAAGAGCUGCCGCCUCCGAUGGAUCAACUACCUCCGUCCUGACCUCAAGCGCGGCAACUUCACUGAGGAGGAGGACGAGCUCAUCAUCAAGCUCCAUAGCCUCCUCGGGAACAAAUGGUCUUUGAUAGCUGCAAGGCUGCCAGGGAGGACAGACAACGAGAUAAAGAACUACUGGAAUACGCACAUAAGAAGGAAGCUGUUGAGUAGAGGGCUGGACCCUACAACCCACCGGCCGAUCAGCGAGCGUGCCUCCAAUAUAACCAUCUCCUACGGGAGGAGAGAGGAGAAGGGUGCUGUGUUGUGGCAUAUGGAGGAGAGGAGCAGUAGCGAGGAGUCGUCGGCAUGGCAGCGGCAGCAGCAGCAGCUGAAGUGUCCGGACCUUAAUUUAGAGCUUUGUAUAGGCCCUCCCUUCCAGCAAGAACCAGUAGUAGUGGAGCCUGUAAGGAGGAAGGGGAACCUUUGUUUCAGCUGCAGCUUGGGGUUGCACAAGAGCAAGGAGUGCAAGUGUAACCACGUCCUAGGCCUCAGCACCGAAUACUAGAUUAUAGAAGCCUUGAGAUGAAUUAAUAGGGCGAGGAGUAUUUUAAUUACACUUCGGAAUUUUAGAGGUUAAGGGGAGAGAAGGGAGGACAAACUUAGAGCUUGCAUCUUGAUGAGAGUCUAUCUAUUUCCUCUUCUAUUUUGUAUAAUUAUCGAUAUAUAAUACUAGAUGUCUCUGAUUAUUCAUAACAAUUGCAUGGAUU